ACACACACACACAUACACACACACUUAUCAAGCCGUCAUUUCACCACUCCCUCCAUACAUUCCCGUCAAGCGUCUUCCAGUGUCCAGUUUGUCAGUCUGCGGGUGAAGCGACAUGGGGAGACUGUUGCUGCUGGGGGUGACGGCCUUCUGUCUCUGUGUGUUUGUCGGCGCUGACACACAACCCGACCGACAGGAAGACAAAUCUCUCCCAGAGAAGGAUGGAGUUUUGCAGUUGAAGAAGGGAAAUUUCAGGAGGGCGCUGAGACAACAUAAGCAGCUGCUGGUGCACUUCUAUGUUCCUCUAACUGGAGACGGCCUUCGUAUAUCAGCAGCGUUUGAAGGAGCUGCUGCAGAGCUUCAGGGGUCAGAGGUCAAACUGGCAGUGAUUGAUAUAGCACAGGAGAAGGACCUGGCUAAAGAACUCAAUGCGACAGGCUUCCCAGACAUCAGGCUGUACCUCUCUGGAGAUAAAAACAAGCCUGUGCAGUGCCCAGUUCCUGAGAGCUCAUCUUCCAUUGUGACCUGGCUAAAAAGGAGAGCGGGGUCUGCUGCCGAUCUCAUCGCUGAUCUUAGUGAAAUAGAGGCCUUGGAGGAGCUGCAAGUGGUCGGAUUCUUCAAGGAGCUGAACAGCGAGUACGUCCAGGUGUUUUAUGAGGCGGCAAUCAACCUUCCUGAUAUCAACUUCUCUGUGACAGAAAACAGUGAAGUCGUCAGCAAAUAUGGUCUCACACAUGAUGUUGUAAUGCUGCUAAAAAAGUCUAAGCUUAUCCAGGCUUACAAAAUGAUGCCUGAGACAUCUAAAGAGGAGCUGAUCAUCUUUAUCACCGUCUACCAGAUGGAUCCAGUCACUGAGUAUACUGGAAAGACAGCCACUCAGAUCUUAACAUCGCCUGUAUUAAACCACGCCAUCCUGUUUGUCAAUAAAAGCUCCGACUUUAAAGACAUCUACUCUGCCUUUAAUAGUGCUGCAGAAGCAUUCAGGCUGAAGAUUUUAUUCGUGUUGGUGAACGUCGAUGAGCCCCGUAACGGCAGGGUGAUGGAAUACUUCAAGGUACGAGAGUUUGAGGCUCCUCUCAUCCGUUUGGUCAACCUGACAGAUCAUGUGACCUACCACCUGCCCUCUGACACUCUGGAUGUAACGACCAUAAAGGAAUUCUGCCAGUCGUACCUCGAUGGCAAUGCCAAGCCAAAACUGCAGAGUGAGCCGAUACCUGAAGGAUGGGACAAGCAGCCGGUGAAGGAGCUGGUGGGAAUGACGCUGGAGAAAGUCGCCUUUAACCCCAACAGGACUGUUUUUGUUAUGUUCUAUCAGCCCUACAGUCAGGAGUCCCGCGCUCUGUUCCCGCUGUGGGAGGAGCUAGCUAAGGCCUACAAAGAGAAAGAGCAUGUGGUCAUUGCUCGCAUGGAUGCCUCAGCCAACGACAUCAACUUGUCGAUGCAGGGACGAUACCCAUCGCUCUGCCUCUUUCCUGCUCUACAUGCAGAGAGGAUGGUGGUUUACACCGGUAAGCCGGCGCUGAAGGACCUGGUUAAGUUUGUCAAUAAAGAGAUGGAGAAAGCCAAAAAAUACAGAGUUCAGGAGGAUAAAGACAGGAAGAAGUACAUCGAGGCUGCAAAAGCUGAAGAGGCAAAAAAGGCUGAGGAAAAUAAAGAUGAGCUUUAAUGCACGAAAAAAGAUAGUACAGAGUGUGUGUGUGUGUGUGUGUGUGUGUG
Molecule: messenger RNA, 1713 nt
Organism: Scomber japonicus (chub mackerel)
Lineage: Eukaryota; Metazoa; Chordata; Actinopteri; Scombriformes; Scombridae
Exons: 11
Coding region: 113-1663 (516 amino acids)
Biological process (GO): protein folding; response to endoplasmic reticulum stress
Cellular component (GO): endoplasmic reticulum
Source: RefSeq, a predicted model, not a curated record